GUAAAUUUGGCCACUCGGCAAAAAAAGUUCCACGCCAAGAAUGCAUUAAUCACAGCUAGACACCUACUUAUAUAGACAGGUCAGUGCAUACAGAUGCGUAGGUCGACGUCACGAGUGUGCGCACACAGGUAAGAGCUGCCGGGCACUGCGUGACCCCUCCUCUCUAAUGAAUCAGUCAAUCAACGAAUGGCGUCGGUCAGCCGACGAAGACGCGCUCGAUGGAGUCGAUAUGCUGCUUACCUGUGUGCCAAUCAAAUCGCACACACAACAGCCAACCGACACUUUGAAAUGCCACCAAGCGCUGGCCGUCGGCGUGCUGUUUUGUAUACUCACACAUGGGGCAAUCCACUAGAGGGAUGUUCCACUGUCCGAAGCACGUGUCGCAAAAGGCUGACGUCGACAUACACACACACACAGAACAUACAAUUAGGGACACAGAAACAGACAAGUGAUCGACACGCAGGGGGGACUGACCGAGGUGUUUGCAGGGUCGUAUGAGUUGGGUUGGCUGGCGCUCCCGGCAGCCCACACAACUCUGCAGACCAUCUAUGAUCGCCUCACGCCGCGCUACCUGGCACAGACGCCACCGACAGACCCCUCCAACGGCGCAGACACGCCGCCUUCACCCGACGAAUCACUGUGUGCACGUGGGCGUACGCACCUCUGACUGCAGUCGACUCUUGUCCUCGGCGAGGCGGCUGCUCUCCCCCCUGGCCUCCCUCACCUCCUCCACCAGCUUCUCAUUCACCCCCCUUACCCUCUCUACGUCGCUCUCCAGCUCCCUCACCCGCCCUACCAGCAUGUCGGUCGCCCUCACGCGAAGGGUCUCGUACACACGGGCGGUCUUCUGCGCGCUGUCAUCGAUGCGGUGGAGGAUGGCUUGGAUGGCCUCUACGGGUGCCUUCGGCGACAGGGCGUCGAGCUCAGAUGCGAGCCUGCAGAGAGCGGAGGGAGGGAUGUGGUGUUGUCUUGUCUUGUCUUGUCGGUCUGUGUGGCGUUGGGCGGUGGGUGGCUCACGUGUCGGGGUGGUUUGCCUUGAGCUCUUUGAUCUGCUCCUCGGCGUCUACCAGGCGCUUCUCGGCGCCAUGUUUCUCCUCCAAACACCUGAACGAAACAUAGCACAUGGAUAAACAGAUGUGUAACCAUACACACGCAGGCGAGCGCACCUGUUGUAUUUGUCGUUGAUGUCGGUCGCGUAUUGCCUUAGCCGCUCGUUCUCGCGAAUCUGCUGCUUCAGCUGCGACUGGCUCGUCGCAUAGUAGCCAGACAAAUCGUCACAACUGCAUACACACAGCACACAGCACAACAGACGGCGAUAAGUCACGAGCUGGUGCCUGUGUCCGGCGUCCGGGAGGGAGGCACCUGUCGAUUUGGUCCUUGAGCGCCUGUAUCUCCCUCUGCUUUUCGCGCAGCUUCCGGCUCAGCUGCAGGUUGUCGUCCCUCAGCUCGACAUGCUCCAUCAGGUUGCGACUGUCCUCCGUGCGCAGAGGUAGGGGGUAAGGAAUGGGCUCA
This is a messenger RNA of Vitrella brassicaformis, 1512 nucleotides long. NCBI's taxonomy places the organism in Eukaryota, Vitrellaceae. The record is from the annotation of a GenBank genome assembly.